CUCAAUUCAAAGCUGGAGUCAUUGGAUAUAAGCCUUAAAAUAGCUCUGCAGAGGGUAUAUAGGAAGUCUCCUCUGACGUGCCCCAUCAGAUGACAGUUCUGUGCAACAGCAAUGAUAUUGUGUAGUAACUAUUAAGAGCUGAGACCAUCCCAACAGACAGUUGAGAAGAAAAGAGCAGGGAAUUUGGAAAUGCUGUCAUGCAGACUGGAGACUAAAGAGAUAAGGACACAAAAAAGACACUGAGCUGUCUUUGGACUUCUGCAAUCUCUUGGAUUUCUCACAUUCCUCCUCCUGGCUCACAGCGGAGGAGGUGGCAGAACUGUGAUUACCGCAGGGAUGAAGUUCAGCUACCAUGUACCAGCAUCAACAUACUCAAGCAGGUCUCUGUACACACCAACAUAUCACAGCCCCACCCAUUACACACCCACUCACUACACACCCACAUACGCUUCCACGACAAAGUACACUCCGACGCACUACAGCACCACACAUUACACCCCGUCACACUACACAUCCAGCUACAAGUCGGCAUCAGGAUACUCACCUUCAUGCAGCAAAGGGCCUCAGUCCAGUGCAAAACCCCGUGUACAAACACGGGAAAGUCCGGCACCUGUAAGACCCGCUGCACCGGCAAAGAGAACUGUGCACUUCCCCAACGACAUCAUCUUCCAGGAUAUUGUCAGACGUGGAGACUUAGAGCAAAUCGGCCGAUUCAUGAGAGCAAGGAAGGUUCGUGUGGAUACUAUCUUCCAUUCAGGUAUGGCGGCACUACAUGAGGCUGUGCUAACUGGAAACCUUGAGGUUGUCAAGCUGUUGGUGAAAUAUGGAGCUGAUGUGCAUCAGAGAGAUGAGGAUGGUUGGACGCCACUUCAUAUGGCCUGCAGUGACGGCUACCCAAAAAUUGCCAGCUAUCUGCUGUCAGUGGGAGCCAGCCCAGAGGCAAAGAAUGAAAGCGGAGAGAAACCUGCAGACCUCAUCGACCCCGAGUGUAAAGAGCUGGCCAAACUGUUUGAAGCUGGCUGUGUGUGACUGACAGAAAAUGGACCCAGAGAACAAUGGGAAGAAAAUACAGAAAGCAGAGCAGCUCGUUGAAA
This is a messenger RNA of Thalassophryne amazonica, 1094 nucleotides long. Its product is annotated as protein phosphatase 1 regulatory subunit 27. The coding region runs from base 337 to 1029 and encodes 230 amino acids. Gene Ontology annotation, molecular function: phosphatase binding. The transcript has 3 exons. The record is from RefSeq and is a predicted model, not a curated record. NCBI's taxonomy places the organism in Eukaryota, Metazoa, Chordata, Actinopteri, Batrachoidiformes, Batrachoididae.